CCUCCCCCUCGCCACCGGUUAACAACGUUUGCAUAUUAUCAGUGACCCUCGUUCAAACGAUUAAAGAGUGAAAUCGAACCAUUGCGUCUGACGGAUGUGAAAAAGUGCCCCAUUUCUACGUGUUGUUUGUUAGAUGUUGUAAAACUUUCUCUCGGCAAUUUUUGCAAUCAUGGAGAGUGCAUAAGUUUAAGUGUGUUUGACUGAGUUUAGGGACUGACAUUUCAUGAUUGGUAGUGAUUUUUCCUCCAAUGUAAUAGAAUGGGCGCUUUCGCGAACAAAUUGUCGUUUUGGUUUGAUAGAAAUCAGGCCAAAUCCGAUUAACAUUCCACCUUUCACUUUCGUGGCGUGAGUUUUGGAAAUGUCUUUGGUUUUUCUAGAUUUUUAAUAGGACCCGGGGCUUUAACAAAGACCGACAAUUGUAUUAAAUAAUCGCGGUUCGUCAAUACGACAGUAAUGUUCAACGUGUCAUAAUUUCGCGUAAAAGUGCGAGAGUAAAAUAGGUAUUAGAUUACAAAUUUUCGAUCAUGAAUCAGAGAUUUCCAAGUCAUGUCCAGCUCAUUCAAUGCAAGCUCUUUUUUUGAAAGUGAGACCACGGUCAUUACAAGACUUAGAGAGUUCUGUCAUUUGACAAUUUCUAACAAAUGACCACUAUUUAAGAACUCUUUUAUGAUACCAACAUUUUUGAAAGAUCAAAAUUCGAUAUUUUACAUUGCAUGAAAUUAUCUAACUCUCGCAAUUUCUUAUCAAAAUACAAUUUUUGUAGAAUGUAUCUGUAAGUUUGUGCCUUUAGAGUGAAACCACCGGCUCAAUGUGCUUUGUGAUUUAAAUAUCGAGCUCAGUUCUGUCUCAACCGUUUGUGUUGAUAAAAUCCUUAAGGCAGAAUUUCAAACUUAUUUUGGACGGAUAAGCAAUAAAAUAGUCGACUUGCUUGCAAAUGGGCUGUAAUGAGGACUCAUUGCUAAAAUAUACCAAAUAAGUAUCGUCGUGUGUGUAAAUGGAGAUCUGACAAUGGUGUGCAUAUCAUCGACACUCUGUGCUGCGGUCCUCGUUUGGAUUGGAAUCGGUAGAGAUGUGUUUGGUUUACGGAACGUCAGACUCUCGGUGUCCCCACCGACAGUGAAACGAGGCGAGGGAGCAGCUCUUGACUGCAUCUAUGACCUUGAGGAUGCUCCACUCUACUCCUUCAAAUUGUACAGAGGAUACCACGAAUUUUACAGAUUCUCCCCAAAUCAUGUGCCUGAAAACAAAGCAUUUCCACUACCGGGAGUCACAGUAGACUUGGCGAGAUCAAAUGCGAGCAGAGCAGUGCUGCAUGGUGUGGGUUUCCAUUUUUCCGGUAACAUCACCUGUGAAGUAACCACGGAUGCACCAGAUUUCGUCACCGUGGCUGUGUCUAAGGACGUUAUGGUUGUCGAGCUGCCCGAGGACAGUCCACUGCUCAUGACCGAAAGGAACAAGUACGAGCCGGGUGAGACACUGAGAGCGAAUUGCAGUUCCCUUCCGUCGCGACCAGUAGCAUCGCUCAGUUUCUUACUCAACAACGCACCUGUGAAUGCGACAAUUUCGUCAUCAGAGCAGGACGAUGAGUGGCGGAGUCGGAGUCGAAUUAGUUUGGAGCUGCCUCUAAGCUCUUGGCACUUCUCAGCGGGUGGACAACUGGACCUCAAGUGCACGGCCCUCGUUGGCGAGUUCUACUUGGACACGAGGACCGUCCAACUCGGGUCCCGCAGCUCCGGUCCUGUUCCCGAGAGAGUAGUCUUCGGCAGUAGUUCCAGUCAUAAUCCUGUCAAUUUUAUAAUUCUAAUAGUGACAUACGCAUCAACUUUCAAUGCCGGAGUAAUCAGCUAGCUUUAAAAUAUAUGUAUAAUGUUUAACUAUUACUGAAAUGUGUCGUAUUUUCUCAUGAAAUGUCAAGUAAAGCGUGAAACAAACGUACUUUACCCGGAAUAUCUCAUAUCAACAAAUUAAUUCCAUUUUAAGUUUCGAUCUUAGUGACCCAAUUCAAUUUCAAAUGUGCUCAAAGAUCUUUAUCUCUCUGUUUAAACUCAAUGAAGUGUGGCAAAUGGGCAUGUGUCUUCCGUGCACUGAUCUACCAACCAACCAACCACACGGAGUGAAUUCGGAGCUCUCGAUUCUUUCUGAUUCCAAAGAAUCUCUCCUCUCCGACCCUUCAGGCCGUCAAUUAAUUGAAACCUUUCUCUUAGGAAAAAGGUACAAUUAAAAGGGAGGAUACAUUUCAAUCAUUUGUGAAUGGCCUUCGGUGACCGUAAAUUUUUGCUUAAUCUCUUAUUUUGAGUCAAAAGGUCAAAGCUUAAUUCAUUUCCUUUCUCUUGGCUUCCUUAACAUAUCUUCCAUGCCGUCCCAAAAAUGAGAGAUUACACUGAAAUAGAGUUCAGUUUUAGUUCCAUAUCGGUGGCUAAAAUUGACAGAUAAGUAUCUCCAUUGCAGUAUUUUAAAAUUCAUUUUAUACAUCAGUUUUAUUUCUUAAAAAAAAAACAACUUAACAUUUUUGAACAAUUCCCGGAAUGAGUAAAAAAAUACACAGAGAAUUUUUUAAAAAAAAAAAAAAAAACUGAUCUAGUUCGCGAAGAAACUUAGAACAUGAGCAAAAAUGCAAUGAUAGGAACGUUACAACUGGAGGUACGCUUUUUUCAACAUAAUAUUAUAAUCUUUAUCCAUCAUGUGCUUUUCUUCGUGGUUACAAUUUCGACUCAUGUCAUCGUACAUUCAUAUCAUGUGACCAAACUUUCAACUAACAUAGACCAAGAAA
Molecule: messenger RNA, 2770 nt
Organism: Bemisia tabaci
Lineage: Eukaryota; Metazoa; Arthropoda; Insecta; Hemiptera; Aleyrodidae
Source: RefSeq, a predicted model, not a curated record